Messenger RNA from Elephantulus edwardii (Cape elephant shrew), 3699 nucleotides. It is a transcript of the gene TRPM4, whose product is annotated as transient receptor potential cation channel, subfamily M, member 4. Gene Ontology annotation, biological process: calcium ion transmembrane transport. Gene Ontology annotation, molecular function: calcium-activated cation channel activity; ligand-gated calcium channel activity. The record is from RefSeq and is a predicted model, not a curated record. Gene Ontology annotation, cellular component: membrane. Bases 1 to 3699 code for a protein of 1232 amino acids. The transcript is spliced from 25 exons. NCBI's taxonomy places the organism in Eukaryota, Metazoa, Chordata, Mammalia, Macroscelidea, Macroscelididae.
AUGGUGGUUCCUGAGAAAGAGCAGAGCUGGAUCCCCAAGAUCUUCAAGAAGAAAGUCUGCACCACGUUCAUCGUUGAUCUGUCAGAUCCGGGAGGGACCCUGUGCCAGUGUGGACACCCCCGAAAUGUGCACCCGUCCGUGGCUGUGGAGGACGCGUUUGGGGCGGCUGUUGUGACUGUAUGGGAUGGGGACGCGCACACCACGGAGAAGCCCACUGAUGCCUAUGGGGACCUGGACUUCCUGGGCUCAGGCCGCAAAGUCAGCAAUUUCCUCCGUCUCUCUGACCGCACGGAUCCAGCGGCAGCUUAUAAUCUGGUCACGAAUACAUGGGGCUUCCAGCCCCCGAACUUGGUGGUGUCAGUGCUGGGGGGCUCCGGGGCCCCCGUCCUCCAGACCUGGCUGCAGGACCUGCUGCGUCGCGGGCUGGUGCGGGCUGCCCAGAGCACAGGAGCCUGGAUUGUCACCGGCGGGCUGCACAGAGGCAUUGGUCGGCAUGUUGGUGUGGCAGUACGAGACCACCAGACAGCCAGCACCGGGGGCAGCAAGGUGGUGGCCAUGGGUGUGGUCCCCUGGGGCGUGGUCAGGAACCGAGAUACCCUCCUCAACCCCAAGGGCUCUUUCCCUGCGAGGUAUCCGUGGCGCAGCAGCUCUGAGAACAGAGGCCAGUUUCCCCUGGACUACAAUUACUCUGCCUUCUUCCUCGUGGACGACGGCACACACGGCCGGCUGGGCGGCGAGAACCGCUUCCGCCUGAAUUUCGAGUCCUACAUCGCUCGGCAGAAGACAGGCGUGAGGGGGACUGGAAUUGACAUCCCUGUUCUCCUCCUUCUGAUUGACGGGGAUGAGAAGAUGCUGAAGCGGAUAGAGAAUGCCACGCAAGCCCAGCUCCCUUGUCUCCUGGUAGCUGGGUCUGGGGGUGCUGCAGACUGCUUGGCAGAGGCCUUGGAGGACACCUUGGCCUUAGGGAGUGGAGGGUCCCGGCGGGGUGAAGCUCAAGAUCGGAUUAAGCGUUUCUUUCCCAAAGGAGACCCCGAGGUUCUGCAGGCCCAGGUGGAGAGAAUCAUGGCUCGGAAGGAGCUGCUCACCGUCUACUCAUCUGAUGACGGCCCUGAGGAAUUCGAGACCAUUGUCUUAAAGGCCCUCGUGAAAGCCUGUGGGAGCUCCGAGGCCUCAGCUUACCUGGAUGAGCUGCGUUUGGCUGUGGCUUGGAACCGUGUGGACAUCGCCCAGAGCGAACUUUUCCGGGGGGACAUUCAGUGGCGGUCCGUGCACUUAGAGGCCUCCCUCAUGGAUGCCCUUCUGAAUGACCGGCCCGAGUUUGUUCGCCUGCUCAUCUCCCGCGGCCUCAGCCUUGGCCACUUCUUGACUCCAGCGCGCCUGGCCCAGCUGUACAGCGUGACGCCCCCCAACUCAGUGGUCCGUAACCUCCUGAGCUCCAGUGGGGGCACCAAGGCCCCAGCCUCUAAAGGCUCCGCGGAGGCUCCGCCCCCUGACGUAGGGCAUGUGCUUAAGCUGCUGCUGGGGGAGAUGUGCGCACCCCGGUACCACGUGGACCCCCAUGCUGGCCUGAGCUCCCACGAGAGUAUGCUACUGCUCUCAGGGAGGGCAACCUCAGAAACCAGGCUGGAUGCCAUCCUGGGCCAGGCACCCUGGAGCGACCUGCUACUCUGGGCCCUGCUGUUGAACAGAGCGCAGAUGGCCCUGUAUUUCUGGGAGAUGGGCUCCAAUGCUGUCGCCUCAGCCCUCGGGGCCUGCUUGCUGCUGCGAGUGCUGGCGCGCACGGAGUCAGAGGCCGAGGAGGCAGAGCGGAGGAAGGACCUGGCCACCAAGUUUGAGGGGCUGAGUGUUGGCCUCUUCAGCCAUUGCCACCGCAGCAAUGAGAAAUGGGCUGCCCGCUUACUCCUCCGUCGCUGCCCGCUCUGGGGCGACGCCACGUGCCUCCAGCUUGCCAUGCAGGCCGACUCCCGUGCCUUCUUUGCCCAAGAUGGGGUGCAGUCUCUGCUGACACAGAAGUGGUGGGGGGAGAUGGACAGCACCACGCCCGUCUGGGCCCUGGUCCUCACCUUCUUUUGCCCCCCACUCAUCUACACCCACCUCAUCACCUUCAGGAAGUCCAAAGAAGAGUCUGCAGAGAGGGAUCCGGAGGGAGACAUAGAUAAGGGCAUCAAUGGGGAAGGGCCUGUGAGGCCAGCAGAACCCACAGAGAAGAUGCCAUUGGGGGUGACCAGUCAGUCCCGAGGCGGCAGCGGCUGCUGUGGGGCGCACAGGCCGAGCCCGUGCCUUUCCCGCUGGUCCCACUUCUGGGGCGCCCCGGUGACGGCCUUCAUGGGCAACGUGGUCAGCUACCUGCUGUUCCUGCUGCUGUUCGCUCGGGUGCUGCUCAUCGACUUCCGGCCAGCGGCGGUCAGUGCCCUGGAGCUGCUGCUGUACUUCUGGGCCUUCACGCUGCUGUGCGAGGAGUUCCGCCAGGGCCUGGGCGGGGGCUGGGGCAGCCUGGCCACCCAGGGCCACGGCCACGGCCACGGCCAUGGCCAGACCCCGCUGCGCCGCAGGCUGCGCUUCUACCUGGCCGACACCUGGAACCAGUGUGACCUGGUGGCCCUCACCUGCUUCCUCCUGGGGGUGGGUUGCAGGUUGACCCCACACCUGUAUGAUCUUGGUCGCGCCGUCCUCUGCCUGGACUUUAUGAUCUUUACUGUGAGGCUGCUACACAUUUUCACAGUCAACAAACAGCUGGGGCCCAAGAUUGUCAUAGUGAACAAGAUGGUGAAGGAUGUGUUCUUCUUCCUCUUCUUCCUCGGCGUGUGGCUGGUUGCUUAUGGGGUGGCCACGGAGGGGCUUCUCAGGCCGAAGGACCGCACUCUCCCCGAUAUCCUGCGGCGUGUCUUCUACCGACCCUACCUGCAGAUUUUUGGGCAGAUCCCCCAGGAUGAGAUGGAUGUGAUCCUCAUGGAGCAUGCCAACUGCACGUCCGAGGAGGGUUUCUGGGAGAACGGCUUCUGGGUGCGCACGUCAAUCACAGGUGGCUCCUGUGUCUCCACUUAUGCCAACUGGCUGGUCAUUCUGCUCCUGAUCAUCUUCCUGCUGGUGGCCAACAUCCUGCUGGUCAAUCUGCUCAUCGCGAUGUUCAGUUACACGUUCGGCAAAGUACAGGGCAACAGUGACCUCUACUGGAAGUUCCAGCGCUACAGCCUUAUCAGAGAAUUCCACUCCAGGCCCGCGCUGGCUCCGCCCUUCAUCAUCAUCUCCCACGUGCGCCUCGUCCUCCACAAAUUGCGCAGACACCGGGCCGGGACCCCGGACUCUCCGCACCCCGGGCAUUUCCGUGUCACCCUCUCCCUAAGGGAUGAGCGGAACCUGUUGACGUGGGAAUCGGUGCAAAAAGAGAAUUUCUUGCUAGCGCGUGCUCGGGACAAGCGGGAAAGCGACUCUGAACGCCUGAAGCGCACGUCGCAGAAGGUGGACACUGCCUUGAAGCAGCUGGGACAGAUGCGCCAGUUCGAUGAGCGUCUGAAAAGGCUGGAGCAGGAGGUUCAGAACUGUAGUCGUGUCCUGAACUGGAUGGCUGAGGCCAUGAGUCGCUCUCCGAUGCUGCCCCCUGGGGGGACACCACCACCUACCCAGGCUGGAACCAAAGGUCAGUGCUUGGGGCUCACCUGGGUAUCUACUGAGUCCGGCUGGUUAAUUUUUAAGGCGUAG